UUAUCUGUGGCCGCACGCUGUUGUUUUUUUGUUUUCAGGAUGAUUCAGCAAUUUUUCUCGUUCAGAAGCUUCAGCAGGUGACUUCCUGAUGUGGGCGGAGCUGUUCAGAGACCAUGUGGUCACAGACAGAGCCGUCUAAUAAGAGUCACGACAACGGAAGUCCAAAAUGUCGACUUCAGAUAGUUCAGAGACAGAACUGUGAUCUUUGGUAAUUAGUCGUCAAUAAAUAUAUUGAUUUACAAUAAAGCAGUGACAUGCCGAUGUAGUUCCUCUAUGUAGCUAGUUAAUACGUUUUCUUAAAUCAUAAAUGAUCAUAAAUCAUAAUCCACUAACAUGUUGAUGAGAUUCAGAUGUGUUGAUCAUAAACAAUCUGAUUAUGUAAACGUCUCAACACAGACGCUCCUUUGAUCCAUUCAGAGGCUCCGUGAUCUGACUGGUCCAUUGGAGUGAACAGAGUUGUCGCGACUCUCAUUAGUCGGCUCUGGGCACAGACAUGAAGACAAUGACAUCACACUGACGAGCAGGAAGUCACAUGACACAUGGGACAGGAAGUGAAGCCUGUACUCUGUGUACUGACCAGCAGAGGGCGACUCGACUUCUCACUUGACCUGAAGAGAUUAUGGUUCUCAGAGAUGAGUCAGUGACCGCGCUCAGACCGUAACCAUGGUGUUCAGUGGCGGCCAGGCGUGUGGCGGUCAGGACAACUGCUCUGCUAACAGUGGGUCCAAGGAUUACUGUUACUCUGCUCGCAUCCGCAGCACGGUGCUGCAGGGGCUCCCAUUCGGAGGCGUGCCCACCGUGCUCGCCCUCGACUUCAUGUGCUUCCUGGUGCUGCUCUUUGUCUUUUCUAUUCUGCGGAAAGUUGCGUGGGACUAUGGUCGCCUGGCGCUGGUCACCGACGCAGACAGACUGAAGAAGCGUUUCAACGACCAGGAGGAGCGGGAAUAUGUUGCUUCGGCGAUGCACUCGGAGACGCCCGACCGCUACGAGCGCCUGACGUCUGUCUCCAGCUCCGUCGACUUCGACCAGAGAGACAACGGCUUCUGCUCGUGGCUGACGGCCAUCUUCAGAAUAAAGGAUGAAGAGAUCAGGGAGAAGUGUGGCGAAGAUGCCGUCCACUACCUUUCCUUCCAGCGUCACAUCAUCGGCCUGCUGGUCAUAGUGGGCGUCCUCUCCGUCGGCAUUGUGCUGCCCGUCAACUUCUCCGGAGACCUGCUGGUCAGAAUUAUCAGUAAAGAUGCGUUCCUCAGCCGAGGCGUCCCCGGACCUCCGUCUAAAGAAGAAAACAACGCCUACAGCUUUGGACGCACCACGAUAGCAAACCUGAAGUCGGGGACGAACCUGCUGUGGCUCCACACUGUGUUUGCCUUCAUGUAUCUGCUGCUGACCGUCUACAGCAUGAGGAGACACACGUCCAAGAUGCACUACAAGGAGGACGACCUGGUGAAACGCACUUUAUUUAUCAACGGCAUCUCUAAGUACGCUGAGGAGAGUCAGAUCAAACAGCACUUUGAGCAGGCGUAUGAGAACUGCACCGUGUUGGAGGCCCGGAUCUGCUACAACGUGGCCAAGUUGAUGUCACUGAACGCAGAGAGGAAGAAGACAGAGCGCAGUAAGAAGUUCUUCACCGACCUGAUGGCGAAGGAACACGUUCCCACCAUGAUCAACCCCAAACCCUGUGGACACCUCUGCUGCUGCGCCAUCACCGGCUGCGAGGAGGAGGAGGCGGUGAGCUACUACACCAAGACGGAGGCCAAGCUGAAGGAGGAGUACAGGAAGGAGAAGGAGAAGGUCCACACCAAACCACUGGGCAUGGCCUUCGUCACCUUCCAGAAUGAGGCCAUGACUGCCAUUAUCCUGAAGGACUUUAACGCCUGUCAGGUUCAGGGCUGUCGCUGUCGUCAGGAGCCCGGUUCGUCUCAGUUCAGCGACGUGCUUCACGUUCACAACUGGAGUGUUUCGUACGCGCCCGACCCGCAGAACGUCCGCUGGGAGCACCUGUCGCUGGGCGGAAUCUCCUGGUGGAUCCGCUGUUUCAUCAUCAACUGCAUCCUCUUCCUCCUACUCUUCUUCCUCACCACGCCCGCCAUCAUCAUCUCCACCAUGGACAAGUUCAACGUCACCAAGCCUGUCGAGUAUCUAAACAACCCCAUCGUCACUCAGUUCUUUCCGACUCUGCUGCUCUGGUCUUUUUCUGCUCUGCUGCCGACCAUUGUCUAUUACUCUGCCUUCUUCGAGGCUCAUUGGACCAGGUCUGGAGAAAACAGAACCACGAUGCACAAGUGUUACACCUUCCUGAUCUUCAUGGUUCUGCUGCUGCCGUCGCUCGGACUCAGCAGUCUGGACGUUUUCUUCCGCUGGCUCUUCGACAGAAAGUUCCUUGCUGAUGCCAAAGUCCGAUUCGAGUGCGUCUUCCUGCCGGACAACGGUGCGUUCUUUGUCAACUACGUCAUCGCGUCGGCGUUCAUCGGGAACGCCAUGGACCUGCUGAGGAUCCCGGGCCUGCUCAUGUACAUGAUCCGACUGUGUCUGGCUCGCUCGGCCGCUGACCGCCGCAACGUCAAGAGGCACCAGGCCUAUGAGUUCCAGUUCGGAGCGGCGUACGCCUGGAUGAUGAACGUCUUCACAGUGGUGAUGGCCUACAGCAUCACCUGCCCCAUCAUUGUGCCCUUCGGUCUGAUGUACAUGCUGCUGAAGCACCUGGUGGACCGGUACAACAUGUACUACGCCUACCUGCCCUCCAAACUGGACAAGAAGAUCCACUCGGGGGCCGUCACCCAGGUGGUGGCUGCACCGAUCCUCUGCCUCUUCUGGCUGCUCUUCUUCUCCACCGUACGCACAGGUUUCGAGACGCCGACCUCCAUGUUCACUCUGGUGGUGCUGAUCGUCACCAUCGUUGUCUGUCUGUCCCACGUUUGUUUCGGACACUUCAAGUAUCUCAGCGCUCACAACUACAAGAUCGACACCAAGGAGGUCGACGUGGACACUGUGGAGAACGGACGUCCGGCUCGUCCCACGUCCUCGCCCACCACCAAGUCUCAGCAGCAGCAGCAGCAGAUGUACAUCGCCCAGGUGCUCCAGGACCCAAACUCGGACGAACCGGGCGGCGUCAGCGGCGAGGAAGACCGUGGGUCGUCCCAGGAUGAGGAGAUGCUGAACGGAGGGAACAGCAUCAACGAGGCGGAUUUCCAGUCAGGGGAGGACAGUCUGAUCGCCAACGAGGUCCGCCAGUAGCCGGGGGUGGGACCAGAGGGAGUGGGCGGAGCUAGUUGAGUGUCCAAACCCAUACAACAUUCGGAAAAUAAUCCUGAAUAAAGAAUCACUACACACACAGACACACUAAUAGACUGACACAGUUAGCUCCGCCCCCCUCCCCGAUCGAAGACUUGACCCUGACCUUUGACGCCGGCGCCGGGUCGCCAACAUCCAGUCCUGCACGUCUGUAAGAACUCGGUGAACAUGAGACUGUUUCAGAGGAAGUCACUGUACAUAACCACAAAGCCAAAAGUUUUUCUUAAUUCGUUUUUUUCUUUGGAGGUUGGAGGACGGGGUUUAAAAUUUUGUGCCUGGGCUGGAUUUUGUUUUGUUCUUACUCGUGUCUUGACUCCUCAUCCCACCGCGGGUCGCGGGGACUCCACCCACUAGCUAAUGCUAAUGCUAACGCUGAAAUUUUCCUGGUCCUGGUUAAUGCCUCCAAACAAACCCCUGCUGUCGCCGUCCUCCGGUACCGGAGUGUUGAAUAAUAGUGUAGAAGCUUCAUCAGACACAUCACAAAUCUCCUUCCCCUCUUUCUUUCUGUGGAACCCAUCUGUCACACUCAACAAACCACAUGGAAGUUUAUUUUGUUGAUCUGCCAAGCUUCUACUGCACGUAGUAAAAAGUUCUGUCUGGAUUCAAGAUGUCGCCGCCUUGACGACAUCGUCCAUCACAGGACUGAAGCAACAGAUCUCCGCCCAGUUCCCGGCAGCGCAUCCUCCCACCUGCAGAAGGAACCAAUCAGCUCUCCGCUCAAUCCUCGGCCGUCGAAAACAACCGUACCCAACAUUAGGGUGCUUUGCUCAGUUUUGAUUUCACCUGAACUACCUUAAAUCGUGAACACCUGACAAAGGGAAAGGGGAUAUUUGUUUCUGUGGAGGUUCAUCAAUCAAAACUCUCAAGACCCUCGACGCCUGAAGCUGUCGGGACUCAAGGGAAAAUGAAUUUGUUUCUGUGUGUGUGCGUGUCCUGCAGCUUAUCGUACACCAGCCUUCACAGUGAAGGUUCCACAUCACCAUGGAACUGAAACACUUCAACAUUAGGCUCAUGUUCACAUCUUCCACCUUCACAUUAACAAAGUGUAUCGCAGCGCUGCUACACGUUGAGGUUUAAUCCAAGUGAAAAACUUUUCACCGGUUGGUCCAGUACAGAGAGGUCCAGGAUGUGUUAGCCUAGCAUAGCACAAAGGACCAACCACUUAAAGUGUGUCUGUUUUACAUGUUGUCUUCUCCUGUUUGCCUCCAUGUGUCAUUAGGCCAGUGGGAUAUUAUUGGUCAAAAACUUAGCUUCUUAUGAUCCAGUUAGCUUAAAGUUAGCCUCCCGCUCCUCACCGCUGGUUUUCUCCUGGAUGGAUUGAUGGUUAGCUCGCUAGCUAACAAAACUACUUUCAAGGGCAAAUAAAAUUACCAAAAUGUUUGAUUUAGAUUUUGACUGAGGUGCAUUUAGACCCACAGAACAAUUCUGACAGAGCGGAUCCAAAAUGGAGGCCGCUCAUCAGCUGUGUCAUAAGCUGAACUUUCAGAGUAUGAACGACAGACACAUGGUCGACAGUACGUAGACUGUGUUAGCGACUAAGCUAACGACCGCGGCAUCGUUUCAAGCUCUCACGCUCAGAGUCAAUUCCUCUAUUCAAUGGAAUUCAGAGAAGCUCUCAGCUGUUGUCACGUCGCCUCCAUGUGACACUUUCUUAUGCGAUCGGACUUGAGAGUUGUUGGAAUUAUUUUUCUUCUUUUUGAUGGAGCUAGGCUAACAGUUUCCAGUCUUUGUGCUAAGCUAGGCUAAACAUGUCGUGGACCUCUGCACAGGACACAGAUUAGAAACAAAUCCACGUUAUCUGUUGAUCCGGUGACGUCUGAGUUUUAAUUGAACAUUUGACAAAAGACUGAAACGUCACGUUAACGCUUCAUCUGAGGCCGAGUUUCACUCGCGUGUUAACUCGACUCCUCACGUUCACUUCAUCCUCCUGCUGAUCUCUGGAGAGGAUUUCUAUCAAAUUCACUUUUCGUGAUCUUUUUUCCUUAGUCCUUGAUACAGUGUGAAGGUUAACGUGUUCCAAGCUCACCUGCUGAACGACACAUUCAUGUUGACGUGAUGUUUACACCGUGAACCUUUAGAACAAGUUAGAUCACUACAGCAGAUCCACCAGCUGUAGCUAGCUGAUGAAGCUGAUAUUAGCUUCGCGAGUAGCUAGCUCGCUCCAGCUUGGGUACGAGGUCAGACGUUGUUCAUCUCAACACGCUCGACGCUUCAGUCCCGAGCGUGAACCUGUCAACACAAAUAAAGAGGUUAGCUAACGAUGUGCUACUGUAGCAUGCUAACAGACGGCCACUGACCGGAACACCUGUAGUGUAGACACCACUGAUUAUUCUGAUUUCAACCCUAUUGACCAACUUUAUGGAUCCUAAUAAUAUCAAGUUGACAUAGAUAUUGAUCCUGUCAUCGUCAACAUGUUCGUGUAGAUAAAAACAAGUAUGACGUUUGGAUCAGCAGCGUUGUGUGUGUGUGUGUGCGUGCGUGCGUGCGUGCGUGCGUGCGUGCGUGUGUGUGUGUGUGCGUGCGUGCGUGUGGACAGCUGGACUAUGAAAGCUGUAGCCACCAGGACGUUGGUUGUAGUCCGUGGCUAUACGCCGGAGAACCUGCAGUGUUUGUGUCCAGAUGAUGUUUAAUAGUUUCCUCUUCACUUCCUGCCGCACGUCUGCUGUCAGGUCACGAUUGUAUGAACCUGAAGGAUCUGAGACCAGGUCGGACGUCGCAGCAGUUCUCAGACAGACGUCUGUGACACGUCGCCCCCUGCUGGUGGUUUUCUGUUUCACGUUUUUACUCCAGCGUCAGAGGAAGUUUUCUGACAAUCGGCUUCUUAAAAUUGACAAAAUGUCUCAUCACCCCAAGUUCUGGAGCUUUCCAUCAUAUCACAUGAGCUUCAUCAGCAGGUGGAAUUGACAUCUUGAUGAAGAACGUGGUCAAAAGCUCCUGAACGGUUACUGACUGUAGUGAAACUUUAGUUUCCUGUUGUUAAUUUCUCGAUCGGCCAACAAACAUUGAUUCUCGUCACGUUGAUUAAUAUUUGAAUAAUGUGAGAGACAGUUUGUGAAGGUGCUUCCUGUCGGAGCAGGUGGUCGUGACCGUCUCUGACCGGGACCAGGGUUAUAACACAUCCGCGGCUAGCUGGUUAGCAUGCUAACUUCUGAACGAGAGAAGAAGUGAUGGAAAUAGAAGAAAACAAGAAUUAAAGUUGAUAUUGUUUUUAACCUCUGGAGACAGAAGUCGUGAGUAAAGAAAGGAAGUUAGUUUCUGACAGAUUGGUGAGUGAACAGCUGUUAACGCUAACGUGUUGUCUCGUUACAUAACGUUAGCUUUGUGGCAGUAAUAAAAUGUAUGUAAGGGUCCUGUCAACCAGACACCUUGAGGGUUCCAUCUGGUUCGGUCUGGUUUGAUCUGGUUCGGUCUGGUUUGAUCUGGUUUGAUCUGGUUUGGUCUGGUUUGAUCUGGUUCGGUCUGGUUCGGCCUGGUUCGGUCUGGUUUGAUCUGGUUUGGUCUGGUUUGAUCUGGUUCGGUCUGGUUCGGCCUGGUUUGAUCUGGUUCGGUCUGGUUUGAUCUGGUUCGGUCUGGUUUGUUCUGGUUCGGUCUGGUUUGAUCUGGUUCGGCCUGGUUUGGACUGGUUUGAUCUGAUUCGGUCUGGUUUGUUCUGGUUCGGUCUGGUUUGAUCUGGUUCGGUCUGGUUUGUUCUGGUUCGGUCUGGUUUGAUCUGGUUCGGCCUGGUUUGUUCUGGUUCGGUCUGGUUUGAUCUGAUUCGGUCUGAUUUGAUCUGGUUCAAUCUGGUUCGUUCUGGUUUGUUCCUGUUCGAGCUGAAGGUCGGGAGCUGCUGCGUUCACUGACGUCUCGGGCUGUAGGAAGUAAAGACGCUGGUUUUGAAAAAGAUGACUGUGAUAUUUUUGUAACUUGCUGAUUGAAGAAUUUGAUACUGAACUCGUGUUAAAAAAAAUGUUGAUAGCUGUGACGAUGCUGUUGUAACAUGUAACUAAAGGUUUUUAAAAAUCAGCCGCUGCUUUUUGCUUUUCAUAGUUUUUUAAAUUGUUACGGAACUUACUGAAGAAUGAAGUGAAGCUGAAAGAUCCUGACCCUGAGGACAUGUGUAUAAACUGUGUAAAAUAUCAUCUCAGACUCAACUGGUCCAUGUCAUGCUUUUAAUUUAUUGCUGUGACACUAUUUAUUUUUACUUUGCUCUCCAGGUUGUAUGUACAGUGAAACAUUCGUCCUAUUUAUGUUACUUGAUCAAUAAAAAUGGCUUCAUCUGAA
Messenger RNA from Scophthalmus maximus (turbot), 7551 nucleotides. Its product is annotated as CSC1-like protein 2. Gene Ontology annotation, molecular function: calcium-activated cation channel activity; nucleic acid binding. Lineage: Eukaryota; Metazoa; Chordata; Actinopteri; Pleuronectiformes; Scophthalmidae. The transcript has 25 exons. Gene Ontology annotation, cellular component: plasma membrane. Bases 664 to 3234 code for a protein of 856 amino acids. The record is from RefSeq and is a predicted model, not a curated record.